ACAAGCAGGAUUAAGGGUCAGUCAGACAGACGAAUUGUGACGUCUUAUUUUUAACAGAUUUAAUACCUUUGUGACCUUUCAGAAUAUAACGACGAGGCAGGAGAUUUUAACUGGAUGAAACUGGACUCUUGUUGAAAAUAAUAACGACAAAUUUGUUCUAAUUAGAGUAAGUGGAAGAAGAAAAACGUGUAUGUGAAUGCGGUACCAAUAGCGAACUUCAUGGUGUAAUGACCAUUCCCAAGGAAACUUCAGGACGGAAAGUGCUCUAACAUUACCCUGUUAAGAAGCCAACAGCUCAAGGAACAGAUAAGAUACUAUAUACCCUCCAAAGAACGAUGGAAAAACACCUAACCAGAAAUUCGGGAAUGAAGAGGCAUAAUAAUAAAAAUGAAAAUCUCUUGAGGAUAGUUCCCUCAAACGACCAUGCUGAAACUCCAACUUCUGCAACUUCUUCUUACAGCCAAAUAACCAAAAAUACAAAUGUACUUCCCGCUACAGGUGUUUCCCGAGGCAGAGGUGCUUUGCUGAAGAAUACCAUGGCCUCUCAGCAUGUCCUGGCAGCAGGUGUUUCUCGAGGCAGAGGUGCUGUGCUGAAGGAUGCAGUGGAAUCUCAGCAAGUCCUGUCUGAAAACAGGAAGCCAGUUGGCCGUGGAAUGACGCUCCAGCAGAGAGGAACUUUCAUGCCACAAAACCUAGGAAAUCCAUAUGCACCAUGUAGCAUCUUGGAUGAAGUCAGUGAUAAACUCAUUGUAGCUGUCCCUGGCCAGUGUCAGGUUCAGAAGUCAUGGAACACCUUAAGCAGAGCUCCGGUUGCAUAUCAAAUGCAGCAGUUGAUUGGAGACCAAUAUAGUGAUUAUACACUAGGACUGAAGAACAACAUGCCAACAAGAAAAACAGUAAAUGAUCAUCAAAAAAUAAAGGGACUUCAAUCUUACAAAAGUAGCUUGAACAGUGAGAACAGAGAUGUGGUGGGAAACAACAUGAAAUCUCAUUCUACCGGCUGUCUGACCAGUAAAUCAAACCGCUUCCCUGAAGCUAAAAGGGUUGUUUCCUCAUCCAAUUCUAGCCUAGAUUCAACCAGGUCAUCAGAUUCUGCCAAAACUUUUGGGAAGAAAAGGAAUAGAUUUACGAAACUCAGUUCUGUGGGAAGUUCAGUUAAUGUUCCAAGCUUGACGGAUGGUUGGGUUCCUCUUGACUGGGCUCCAGACUUUGACUCCGCCAAAUUAUACAAUUCCUCAGAAUUUCCUGCGCUCAAUUGAAAAAAAGGGGCAAACUGAAUAGCUUUAGGUCCUGAACUGCACUUUACAGUAUUAUUUUAUCAAUAUAUCCUAUAUGAUUACAGCGUUUGUCAGAUUGUUUCACUCAAACCAAACCAUCUUACUGGUUACUCAUAAAAUUGUGAAAGUUCUUUAAAGUCAUCCAAUGAGUUAAUGGUCUAACAAAGCUGUAUGCUGAGUGGCUUAGUGGGCUAAGGCUCUAGUGUGCAGGAGUUCAAGCCUCACUGAUGCUGCAAAUGAUUAGGACCCCAAAUAUUCUUAGCAUAUGUGGAGAUGGUGACCUUGAACCUAUAGGUCGAGGGCUAUGCAUUGUUUGACAUCAGGCCACCCUAUAUAUAUUUGUAUAUGUAGAUAUUCUGUGAGCAAGAUCUACUUAAAAAAUGUUUGUUGUAAUUCACUUUUUAUUUAAGAUUUAUUUUUAAAAAGGUCAUUAUGGUUGUUAUUAAAUUGCAUGGAAUCUGAAUUUUCAACAUAUUUAGUAACCAAUUUUUGUUUUAUGACUUGGCAUGUUUUAGGAAGUACUUAUAUUCUCCGAGCUUGAAGGUAUUUUCAUAAUUUCAAUCCAGUAAAGUGUGGCAGAGAUCAGAUUAUUUAAACAGAUGACUAGUGCAGCGAAAUGUACUGAAAAUAAUGUUAAUAUGCUGAUUCAAAGUACUAAUUAUAUUUUUGUAUAGUUGUGAAUAAAUAUUACUGUGUCUGGAAAAAAAAUAAAAAAUACAAUGGCUUUAUGUGAAUGUGCAGAUAUAUACCAGCACUGCAUGUAGUAAUAGUCUGAAGAGAACCCUGUCAGAUGCUGAGAAUGGCUGUCACAAUGUGAAAUGAAUCUUUCUGAUUUACUAACCCAAAUAAUAAUGAAUUUUCUCAUGUCUAUUUAUCCCAUAUUCUUCAACUGAUGAGGAGUUCUGUUUUUCUUAUGACUUCCUCUAUUGUUAUUAUUAUUGUUAUUAUUAUUGUGAUUGUCUAUCCCCUCCCCCCUUAUUACUACUCUUCAUCCUUAUUGUCCUCCAUCUCAUAGUACUACCUCACUCCACACCACCUAUCUUCCCACCCUCGUCCUUCUACUGAUUUCACCUCUGCAAACUUUUUGAGUACUCUUUUUGGCCCAGCCAAGUAGGAUUAAUUCUUUGUGAUUCCUGCUUCAGGCACUUAUUCUGACAAUAACCUUUUCUUCCAGCAAUAUCUCCCAAAACAAGCAGGCAAAGUUUCCUUUCCCAGUUGUUCUGAUCGUUCAUGCCUUGUCACAGUUGCAUCUGAAUCCCAAACUCAUGCACUAUCUACCCUGACUGACCUCACUUCUCCUUUAAUGCUUGCACCAGAACUGUUUCUGUCACCCUGACUGAUUGUCCUGUCUAUGACAAGUCCUGCACUAAUAUUGCCAAGAAUAGCUUCUGAAGAAAUUACCUCCCCCAUGAAGCUUAUAUUGGUGGAAUGUCCUGCCCUGUCUGACCAUAUUCAGCAAUUCAGGAAAUGUUGCUGUUUUGGCCACCCAGCCAAACACUGUCACUCUGCAUCAUGCUGCCCUCUAUGUGCCCAACCUGGUCAUUAUCAUUCAGAUUGCUCUGCUUGGUCAUGCUAAUUAUAUUGGCUCACAUAAUGUAUUUAGUAGGAGCUGCCCUGCCUACAAGUUUAAAUCUGAGGUAGUAGUUCUCAAAUUAAAGCUAGGUUCUACUCUAUGUAAGGCCAGCUAGGUAGCACGUUGACAUGGUUUUUCUCUCUCUCCCUAUUCCAAGCUGUUCUUUGCUCUGCUCCCCUCCCAUCUUCUCAAGAUCCUAAUUCUACUCAUGUUUUUUUUUUUUUUUUUUAU
Molecule: messenger RNA, 3081 nt
Organism: Penaeus chinensis
Lineage: Eukaryota; Metazoa; Arthropoda; Malacostraca; Decapoda; Penaeidae
Exons: 5
Coding region: 336-1259 (307 amino acids)
Source: RefSeq, a predicted model, not a curated record